This is a messenger RNA of Entamoeba histolytica HM-1:IMSS, 717 nucleotides long. RefSeq lists its product as uncharacterized. The coding region runs from base 1 to 717 and encodes 238 amino acids. The transcript has 2 exons. NCBI's taxonomy places the organism in Eukaryota, Evosea, Mastigamoebida, Endamoebidae. The record is from RefSeq and is a predicted model, not a curated record.
AUGAAACAUACAUCAGAGUCAUUCCAAAGAAUCAUAAAGACAGCAUUAGAUAAUGGAAUUAUGCAACAAUUAGUUAGUAUAAUUUUGUAUGACUCAGACAAAUGUAAAGAGAGAGUUCUAAAGAUGGUACUGGUAUGGUGCAAGAAAUGUGAUUCAUUGUGGUUAUCAAUGAACUCUUUUGUAUUGGCAAUAUUCAGUUAUUUAAAAGAAGCUUCAAAUGAUAUUCUUAUUGAAAUGAUAUAUUUUCUUAAGGAAUUAUUCCUGUUUGAACAAUACUUACCAUCGUAUUUAAAAUUACUUAAAGAAAAUAUUGACGCACUUCAAUUUCUCAUUGCUUCUAUUCGUUCAAAAUAUCUGAAAAUUCAAGAACUUUCAUUGGAAUUUGUACAUCAAAUAUGCUUGUUAAAUGAUUGUCAGUUGAUGGAACUUGCAAUCGACAAUGGAAUGGUAGAGAAUGUAGUUGACAGUUUAACAAAUGAAUGGAUUAAGAAUGAUGGAAGAAUGGUAAGUAUAGUAUUAGAAAGUGUUUUGAAUAGUUUCAAGUGUAGUUUAGAGAGACAUAAAGGGAUAAGUGAGGGGAUUGAAAAUCGAAAUGGAUGGAUGAACAUAGGAAUGGUUGAUGGUAAGAGUCAAAAGACGAAAGAGAUAGUUGAAAAGAUUAAAGGGAUGAUAGAAGAAGAAAGACGAGGGGAAGAGAUGGAGAUGUGUGAGAUUUAA